This is a messenger RNA of Salarias fasciatus (jewelled blenny), 1446 nucleotides long. It is a transcript of the gene nsmce2, whose product is annotated as NSE2 SUMO ligase component of SMC5/6 complex. The record is from RefSeq and is a predicted model, not a curated record. The transcript has 6 exons. NCBI's taxonomy places the organism in Eukaryota, Metazoa, Chordata, Actinopteri, Blenniiformes, Blenniidae. Gene Ontology annotation, biological process: double-strand break repair via homologous recombination; protein sumoylation. Gene Ontology annotation, cellular component: Smc5-Smc6 complex; nucleus. Gene Ontology annotation, molecular function: zinc ion binding; SUMO ligase activity. The coding region runs from base 295 to 975 and encodes 226 amino acids.
CUAAUAAAGCAAUUAAGACUCUGAAAAGGCACGACACUUCCACGUGUUUUGUAAACUCGGAUAUACUGCGUUCGCCUGGGCAGCUUUGGAUUACUGUCAGGCUUUAAGCAUCUGCCGCUGAACGACGCGGAAGGAAGUUGGUCAGUCGUUAACUGGUAAACCAAUCAAUCCGAAACACCGGCUAACACAGACAGCGAACGUUAGCAAGUGGCGGUAAAGUAGCUCAGAUUGACACAUAUUAUCUUUUGUUUAUUGUGUCGGUGGCCACAGAAGAUUUUAGUUACACCUCCCGAAAUGUCUAUGAGUGCUGUUCACGGGACUCUGUCCAGCCUGAAGUCCUGUCAGGCAGACAUUGCGACGGGCAUGGACAUUGUGACAGAUGUAGCCAUGGACCUGAUGGAGACUCAGGCACAGAACCCAGGGAUCAAAGAGUUGGAGGCCACGAUUCUGGAGUGUGCAAGGCUCGACAGAGAGAUUAACUACUUUGUUGAUACUGUGCAGCAAGUCACAGCUGAGGUUAACGCACAGCAGCCGGAGGCCAUGUUCUGCCUGUCUGAUAAAGUGAAGGAGCGGUUCACACACAGAAUCGCUGAGCUCUCGGAUGCCGAGCUGCACAAUCACCAGAAAGUAAUGGCCUUCAAAGAAAGCAUCAAAAACUCUUCCAAACAAGCCAAUGAAGAAACAUCAGAGGACAUGCUGGAUGAGGACAUCUCUGUCACGCAAACCCAAGUCAACUUUACCUGCCCGCUCACACAGGCGGAAAUGGUGAACCCGAUGAAGAAUAAAAACUGUCAGCACCACUAUGACGAAGGAGCAAUCCUGGGCCUGAUCAGGAAAAGACACAGCCAGAGAAAGAAGUGCCGUUGUCCCGUGGUGGGCUGUGGAAACGCCGACGUCAAGGAGUCAGACCUCAUUCCCGACCAGGUUCUGAGGAGAAGGAUUCAGAGCCAAAAGAGGCUGAGCAACAAGACUUAGUUCUCUUCAUCUCCAUGAUCUGUAUUAUUCUUCAUGAAAUCUGAACAUUGAGCCAUAAAUCUGAGGUUGCCAGACUUGUGCAUACACUUUUAAAAAGUGAUCGAUCUAUUUUCAUUCUGAGGUUUGUUCUUCUGACAUUACUUGCCUCUCAGUUGAAUCUAUUUUUUGAUGCAAUGCCUUUUUAUGUUUUUAUGGAAUUGAAAUAAAAAGUUGAUAUGUUUGUAUAAAUGAUAAAUCACUCUUGUGUACCUGAUGCAGUAAGUUAACUGAACCACUAGAGGGAGAUGUUUGUUCAAACUCAGCAUUAGAGUAAACCUGAGGUCUAUAACCUUUCUCAAAGAGCCAAACAUUUUUUUAACCUUCAGAAUAACGAUCUCCUAUACAUUUCUAGUUUUUGUUUCAACAUAACUGACAUUUAAACUGUAAUGGCAAAAGUCAACACUAUUAAUGUAUAAAGAAAAAAAAAAAAAA